UUUUUGUUUUUUUAAUUAUGUUAAUUUAGGAGAAGCAGAUGUUUCAAUAACCAAGCGAUCAAGUCGUGAAAGAAUAUGGAAAUACAUGAUGAAAAAUGAUUUGUUAAAUUAUCCAAAAAAAGUUUACAAUAAAAUACCAAAUUUCAAAGGUGCAGUUGAUGCUGUUGAACGUUUUUGUUCAUUAAAUGAAUUUAAAGAUGCUAAAUUAAUACAAAUAAGUUUGGAUAAACCACUUGAAUAUCUACAAAAAUCAUCAUUAAAAGCUGGAAAAGAAAUAAUAGUACCAAUUCCAAAAUUAAAUAAUGGUCUAUUUGUACGUGUACCACCACCAAUUGAUGAUGGUAAAAUUGAUGAACAUUUUCGUGCACCAACAAGACAACAACGUCUUCUUGAAGGACAAUCAAUUGUAAAAAUUGAUGAUAAAUUUAAUAUUGAUAUUGUUGUUGUUGGUUCAGUAUGUGUUGAUCGUGAUGGACGUAGAAUUGGUAAAGGUCUUGGUUUUGCUGAUCUUGAAUAUGCAAUGAUGCGAAAAAUUGGAUCAAUUAAACCAGAUACAACUGUCGUUACAAUUGUUCAUGAUUCACAAAUUGUUGAUAAAUUACCAGAUGAUUUAUUUAAAAAACAUGAUGUACAUGUUGAUAUUAUUGUUACACCAACUGAAACAAUUAUUGUCAAUAAUAAACUCAAAAAACCAGAUGGUAUUUAUUGGGAUAUUUUAACACAAAGAAGAAUUAAUGCUGUUCAACUUCUUCAGCAAAUGAAAGAGCUUGAUGAAAAAGAUGGAAAGGUUAUUGUUUUGAAAGAAGAAGAUCCAAAUGAUGCAUCAUCAAAAUUCAAUUCAGAAAGAAAAUUAGCUCAAAAAAAAGCUAGAGAAUUGAGAAAAAAUAAUCGUAAACAAAAAUCUGAGGGUAAUACAACUGAAGAUGAAAAUAAAGGAAAAGAAAAUAAUCGUGUACCAAGAAGACCACGUCAACAAAGACCACGUAAAAUUGAUAAUAAAAAUGAUAAUAAAACUGAUACAUCAGUUGAUAAUGAGAAACAUGAAAAAAGAACAACAACAAAAGCUCCAGUACGUAAACAUCGUUCAAAAUUACAUAUUAAUUUUACAAUUAAAUUAUCGAAAAUACGUCCAGAAGUUAGAAUUCGUGAUGUUAAAAAUGCGUUAAAUGAUCGUGGUAUUAAACCAAGUGAGCUAACAUGGCGUAGUCAACGUGGUAUUUGUUAUCUUCAUUUUGGUACAAUAGAUGGUUACCCAACAGAUGAGCCACUAUCAAUUCAUUCAAUUAUUAAUAGUCUUCAAAAAUUGAGUGUCGGUCCAACAGCUGGUGAAGAUCAUGAAAAUGAUUUUAUUGCUGUUGAUCUAGUACCUAAGCCAGUAACUAAAAUUGAAAAUGUCAAUGCAACUCCUGCUUAAAUCAACAUUUUUUUUUCUUUUUUCUUUUUUUAUUUUCUAUUGCAAUACUAAUUUUUUUUCGCUUCGAUAGUUUGUUUAUUAAUAAUAGUUUUUAAUGACUGACAAAUUUGCUUGAAGUUAGGUUUUUUUUUUCUUGUUCAAUUAACUACAUCACAAAU
This is a messenger RNA of Aphidius gifuensis, 1572 nucleotides long. It is a transcript of the gene lost, whose product is annotated as methenyltetrahydrofolate synthase domain-containing protein. Gene Ontology annotation, cellular component: cytoplasm. The coding region runs from base 86 to 1414 and encodes 442 amino acids. The transcript is spliced from 3 exons. The record is from RefSeq and is a predicted model, not a curated record. NCBI's taxonomy places the organism in Eukaryota, Metazoa, Arthropoda, Insecta, Hymenoptera, Braconidae.